UAAGACUGAGAGGGGAAACAUCCUGAGGAGUAACCUCACAAUAUACGUCACUCAAACACAAAACAUAAGAAUGCAGGAAAAAGAUUGGAUUCCUGGGAGAGAGACCACUGAGACUACUCUGACCUUUUUCGUGACUUCAAUGAGUGGGCAACAAGAGGUCACAGAAUUUAUCCAUCACAUGAGGGCCAACAGAACGUGUAACAUGAAUUUUGCCUUUACAAAGAUAAUAUUGUUGAUGUUAUUGACAUUGUCAGAAAAAUAUUUACAGUAUUUUAAAGGCAUAUGAUUUUUUUUUUUGGUUGUAGUGUUUCUUCCUGGUAGGGUAAGUAGAAGUAAAACGCCUGCCACAGUUUGGCUUUAGCCACAGGUACUUCUAAUCAACUGAGCUGGCAAGUAAAUGAGGUCAAGGCUGAUAAAAGCACCAGUUGUUUAAACUGUGGCAUGCUCUCUACUUUCUGGACCUGAAUUUGAAACUUCGGGCCAUAUAUUUUGACCCGCUUAUUUCUUUGAGAGGUGAACAACCACAACUUUGAUUAUGAACUUUGCAAGAUUACCAUUCUUCUUCUUUUUAACAUCGUGCUUAAUUUUACAAAAAGCUUUUCAAGACAAGUCAGGAAAAUAAAAUGAAUUUAGCACAACAAAUACUUUAUCUUCAGACAAAUGACAUAACGGGUAGCCAUCAUUGGGAUUUUCUUCUGAAGCAUGCGUCUCUAACAAAGUCUCCUUGUGUUGUCAUUUGUGGAAUAACUUUCUGCGUGUGAGUAUUAAGUAUGCAGUAUGACACACUGCAGCCCUCCUACACUCUUCAGCACGAGGCCUGCGCAAAUAAUCUGGCCAGUCAUAAGAGAAGAGUCAAAGACUGUGAGGACACUCACAUUUGACCCAACCAAAACGAUCACUGUAUUGAAGAAGUGGACUCAUCUGGGUGUCUUUUGACAGUCACACAUCUUUCCAGGACUUCUUCACGCUAAGGCUUCCUAGGGAGUUUUGUAUGAGAGUUCUUUCAAAGUGAGACCUUGGUUUUUUUCCAGCAAAGAUGGCGUCGACGAGUCUUCAGCUGCUGGGUUUGGUGUUAGCAGUGCUCGGCUGGGUGUGUGGGAUUCUGGUGUGCGCGGCGCCUCUGUGGCGCGUGUCCGCCUUCGUGGGUGGGGAACUGGUGAUCGCCCAGGUGAUGUGGGAAGGACUGUGGAUGAACUGCCUAUCUCAGACCACAGGCCAGAUCCAGUGUAAGACGUACGACUCAACGCUGGCUCUGCCCACGUCCAUUCAAGCCGCACGGAGCCUCACUGUCCUCUCUCUGCUCCUCUGCAUUCUGGCCCUCCUACUCGGGGUGAUGGGGGCAAAGUGCACCCACUGCCUUGGUGAUGCUAACCAAGCGCUCAAGGAUCGACUGACCAGGCUCGCAGGGGUGCUCUUCAUUGUGGCUGGUUUGGCUUUCUUGAUUCCCAUAUGUUGGACCGCCUAUGCAGUCAUCAGGGACUUUUACGAUCCAAAUGUUGCAGCACCUCUAAAGAGAGAGCUGGGACCAGCGCUCUAUCUGGGCUGGGUGGCCAGUGUGCUUCUGUUGCUAGGGGGCGUGCUACUGCACGUUGGUUCUUCUCCAAAAGGAAGAGGAGGACUGCCUGUUAGAAGAGCACCAAAAGACAACCCACAUUCGGGGGCAGCGGGAUCAGAAGCAAAGCCACAGGAAAAAGCUUAUGUCUAAGAGGUGUUUUAUUUUAUCGGAUGUACCAGCUGUUUGAAUUUUGACCGUCAUAUGUUUUGCAUAAAUCACAUCAGGAUAAAAAAAUAAAUUCAUAAAUUGUUUUAUUUGAGAGAAUGAGGGUGGUAAUUGCUGUGCUGUUUACUAAUGUGUGUAGCAUAAAGUGCAUUUGUCAAAUUUCACUCAGCCUCUGCAUGUGUGUAAUGGUGACUUGAGUGGGUAGACAGCACACAGAGGUUUAUUGUCCGUGGAAGUGUGUUUGUGCAUGUGUGUUCAUGUCAGAGCGCGAGAAAAUGAAAGAGUGAGAGAAAAUACUGUUUUUUUUUAAUCGCGAUUUUUUUAUUCAGGGUGAAGCAGUCGAAUUGUCAUUACUUUAAAUUAUUUUUUAGGCUUAUUUUCACUCGUCAUUAUUUUCCUUAAAUUGUGGAAUUAUUUUUUUGAAAUCGGGUGCUUUUAAUAUCAUUUUUUAGUUGACACAAUGAAAGUGUCAUUUACAAAUGUAGAUUUGAGCUAUAUUCCUUUAACAGAAAUAAUUCUGAGUUUUUAAAAAUUUUUUCAUAUUAUGUAUUAAAUGUAAUAAAUAUGUUUUGUUGGAAUACAUCAUUUAAUCAAUUUAUUAAUUUAUCUAACAUAAAAUAAUAUUAUACAAAGGGACUGUUUAAAUGUUUUUCUUUUCACAACUAAUGUCCGUGCAUCAGUGGACCCGUAUAUACAGGAGUCCACAUAGAUGCAGUAUGUAUUUACCCGUUUGAAAUCCAAUAUUAGCAGUGUGUUCUUCAUUUGUUGUUUGUGCACCACAGAUUAUAUCACUAAAAAUUAGCACCUAAUAAAACAUGUACAAACAUA
Messenger RNA from Syngnathus typhle (broad-nosed pipefish), 2548 nucleotides. RefSeq names its product claudin-9-like. Gene Ontology annotation, cellular component: bicellular tight junction; plasma membrane. Gene Ontology annotation, molecular function: structural molecule activity. The coding region runs from base 1037 to 1705 and encodes 222 amino acids. The record is from RefSeq and is a predicted model, not a curated record. The transcript has 2 exons. Gene Ontology annotation, biological process: bicellular tight junction assembly; cell adhesion. Lineage: Eukaryota; Metazoa; Chordata; Actinopteri; Syngnathiformes; Syngnathidae.